AUGGGCCUCAGAAUUGAAGGGAAGAUCGCGAGGGUGAACGGGAAGGAGCUGCGAUAUGCAGAGUUCGCAGAAAGAUAUCUCACGAAGAACCAGCCCGUCGUGCUAACGGGGCUCAUGGAGGGGUGGAGGGCUUGCGAGGACUGGGUAACCGACGAUGGGCGCCCCAAUCUGGGCUUCCUCUCUGCCCACUUUGGGGUUUCCAAAGUUACGGUAGAUCUCUCACUCUGUCUCUUGGUUUCUCUCUCAACCUUUGUCCUUGAAGAUAGCGGAGGUCGGUGAUCGUUGAUGGGCAGAAUGUACAGAGCACGACUCGGAAAUCGCCGUCAGUUUCCUUUUAGAGCUCUGUCUCCCGCAUUUUCGGAGGCUUUAGUGUUUGUUCUAUAGGAGAAGAUGAACGUAUGACAGAUGACUGCACUACUGUCGAUCCUUCUUUGCAUCUAGCAACAGCAGUCUCAUGCCUUAAUAUUUGCUUACAAAGCAGAUAAAUUAGUAGAUUUUUCUGCAAUCUUUUCCAAGGGUCUAUUGAUCCUGCACGAUAAACCCUAGUUUCUACGGCCAAAUUGUGAAUAUUAUCUUCCAAAAUCCCUCUGUCAAACCAUGAAUCUUUCCGAUGCUACUUAAAGCACCUGUUCUUCGUAUUUUCUUCAUGUCCACCGGCAGUCCCCAUCUCCUGUGCGUUUAAAACACUUGUUCUUUCUAAUGAACCUCUCAGUGGAUGCGCAAUUGGAUCCGCUGCAUGUAUCCAAUCUAUUCGCCUUCUUACUGGAGAAGUUCUCCUUUGACUCAUGCGACUUCUCUUAUCUCUACACUUUCUUCAGGUUCUCAGCAGAGCAGUAAACGCUAUUGUGACCACUGUUAAGGAUCGAAUGCUUCACCUCUUUCUAACUUGUGCAAUAUUCAAUUUCUUUCUUGUGUUUACGACCUCCUCAUACAUUGUGGAAUAAGAUUGAUAUGCUGUCAUUUACUUGUUUUUUGGCAUUAAAAAGAACCACAUACAUGCUAUCUCGCUCUGUAUAUGGGUUAUAUUUUGAGGUUGAUAUGCUGUCAUUUACUUGUUUUUUGGCAUUAAAAAGAACACAUACAAGCUAUCUUGAUCUGCAUAUCGGUUAAAUCUUGAGGUUUGAUGGAGUUUUUUUUUAAUGAUAGCACUUGAACAUUGGUUCAUUUGACUUUGGCAAUUCUUAGGUAAUCAUAUAAUCCCUACAGCUACUCCAUCAUUCAUCUCUGACUAUUGUUCAGAUUAAAACCAAUGCUGCCUUGGUCUGCUAGACUAAUUACCAUCUUUACUCCUGUCUCAUCUCUAGUGUUCCAUUUUUUUGUGGAAAAUUUUGAAUACCCUGCGUUGUUAGGAAGAAGAGUAUGGGAUUCUUUUUUUUUUUUUUUAUGCUAACUCGAGCCCGUCAAAAACCUGUAGGUAGCGGACUGCUCCAGAAGGGAGUUCACUGAUCAGAAGAGAACUGAAAUGUCUGUUUCAGAAUUCAUGGACUACUGGGAGAUGUUUUCUGCUGGAAGCUGUCAUAGUAAAAAUACGAAUCUCAAUGAAGAUUCUCAGCCUCUUCUUUAUCUCAAGGACUGGCAUUUUGUUAAGGUAUGAUGCGAGUUUCAUCAGCUUUCUUUAUUUUUCUUAAUUUGGAGGUUGCUUCAAUGAUCUUUGUUUCAUUUUUUUUUCCAUUUUUUGUUCUGGGUUGGAGAUACCUUUCCUUGAAAUGAGGCAGGGUUGUCCUUGGCAUCCACGUCUAACAAAAAGGUUGCAACCAUACAUGAAAAUCUUUUGAAUUUUGAGAAAAUAGUUGAUUAUGAAUGAGGAACUAGACAGAUACUGUGCCAUUUUAGGUUAAAAUGUGAUAGGUUUUAUACAGAUUGGAGACUAAAUAUUUCAGAGCUUGUGCUUGUGCAUUUCAGUGCUUGUGCAUUUAGAGGCUGUAAACAUUAUACCCCAAUGUAAAAAAAAACAUGGGAAUGGUAAAUAUUUCAUCUGACGGAAUUUUAAACUAUCGUUCAAAUUAGUUUUCUUUCCUCACCAUCUUUUCAGUUGAUCCUCAGGAACACCCUGCAUAUGUGGCGUACGAAACCCCAUCAUUUUUUCGUGAUGACUGGCUUAACAUCUACCUCGACAGCUACAACAUGCACCAGGGUUCAAAAAUGCAGCGUGAUCAAAAUGAAAUAAACUGUUCUGACUAUCGGUUCGUUUACAUGGGACCCAAAGGUUUGUGCUGAUAUGAUAGGAUGUAUUACUGCUAUUGACAUUUGUUUUGCUCUCUGGUGUCUUUCAUUUGAGUUGCCCUCAGCCUCUUGUGUGCACUUUUCUUCGUUUUGUCCAUCUGUCUGUAAGUGUUUCUCUUGAUCCAAUUUUAUAUUGAACCUUUACCUAGAUACUGUGCUCCGCUUGCCCAGGUACUUGGACUCCUCUUCAUGCUGAUGUGUUCAGAUCUUACAGCUGGUCUGCAAAUGUGUGUGGGAAGAAGCACUGGUAUCUUUUACCACCUUUCCAGAGCCGGCUUUUGUUUGACAGGUAUGUCCAGGAUUCCAAGUAUGCUGGUAUAUUGUCUGUCCAGCUCAUAAGUUCGAGCUGGAUGAACUUUCUAUCCAUAGAAAAAAUUGCAAAACUACAUUCUGCCAUUGUACCACAAGUUUGCCUUCUUCAAACCCGUUUGGUAAUUCAGAUUGGAUCGGCAGUGUCUGAUCCGUUCUUUGGGUGAGAGGGAUCUAGGUCUUACACUUUCAGUAAUUAGUAAAAUUAAAAAUAAAAAAAAACCCAUUUAAGAUGAGGUCAAAUUGGUCGGUUCUAUGGAAAAUCUGAUUUCAUCUCAUUCUGAUUUCCUAAUUUCCGGCGAGAGCAUUGUCACCUGAGAAAAAAUGCAAGAGACCAGAACCCGUCAUGAGCAGUGGAAAACAGAGGAAGAUGAAGAGUGAAGGGCAGGUGCAAAGAAAAAAAAAUAGCGAAUUGAUGAGAUGACAUCCGCUGCCCCUGCUUGCAUGAGAAAGGGGAAUUGUCGUUGGGGAGAGUGAUUUAGCAUGCAUCUCAUUUAUUUAGAAAAACCCUCAUUAAAAAUGUCAAGGUAUAUAUUUUAUAAGUUAAUAAGGUGAGAACCCCUCCCCCACCAACCCACCCCCCCCCCUCCCCCCCCCUGCCACUCAGAAGCACUGAUCACAUCCUCUUCUUACCCUUUUGUUUCAUAUUUUUGGUUUAGAGAAUUUCUGAGAGAUGAAAGUUAGCCUAAAAUUCACUGUUCAUGCAUCUAAUGGUGUAAUUCAUAUCUGAUUAUUUUCAUUUAAUUCGGACAAUUACUAUUUUUCAUUGAAUGCAUACAGAAACCAGAGAAAUACUGUCUACAACAUCUUUGACGAAGUCUGUGAAAAUCAAUUCCCAGGAUUUCCACAGGUAAUUAGUCAUCAUAUACUGUUCCUUGACUAGUUCUGUCUAAUCUGAGUGCUUAUUUUAUAUACAGACUGUUUGGUGGGAGUGUGUUCAAGAAAAAGGUGACAUCAUUUUUGUCCCUAGUGGAUGGUUUCAUCAAGUUCAUAACCUGGUAAAGUUUGCCGCUCAUAUUUUGCCAUCUGUAGGCAUUAUCAUGGUUACCAUUCAUUUGCUUUCUUACUUAUCCAUUCCCUUAAAUGCUGUAUAUUUCAUCGUUCUGGCUAAUCUUGCAAUCACGUUUCCGCCUCUCGGCGCUUUGAACUGUUACAUGAGGCUCAGGAAGUUGUAUUCCUGCUGGAUGUGCAUUACAGUUUCCUGCUCAUCUACUGUUUAGACUUCAAGCAAGGUGCAUAUGCUUCGUUAUUUGGUUGUGUUUUGACAGUGAAAUGGACGAUCAUGGUUGUAGUUGACCAUUAGUUAUUUAUCUAAGUAUCUACUUUCACGGAUUUUAAUUUUUUUUUUACGCUCAUUUAGGAGCAAUUUAUAAUUAUCUUCUGGUCUUACAGGAAGAUACGAUAUCUAUAAACCACAACUGGUUUAAUGGCCACAAUCUGGACUUCGUGGUGAGUCAACGCUAGAAAGCUUGGUGAAAUUUAUGUUUUGCUUUUUUCUUCACACUCGAUUUCAACACUUACUGUUUUCGCAGUGGAAUUUGCUCCUCAGUGACUACUGUGAAGCGAAGAACUACAUAGAAGACAUCCGCGACAUAUGUGAUGACUUUGAGUGGCUGUGCCAGAGGAAUCUUGCAGCGAACACAGGUAAAUGAGUACGACUUGACUUGACCAUUUUAAGGAAAGUCAAAGAACACUUUGCUGAAACUGCCGCCUUCUUCGUUUCUUGACUACCCACAGGCAUGAACUUCUAUGACUUCUUCAUAUUCAUCGUUAGAUGGACAGUGGCCAGCUCGGUCUUGCUGCGCCAGCUGAAAAGAGAGGAAAGCUCGCUCUUCUCCUCGUUGACCAAGGUGGUCCAGCACCUCGUCUCUAACCUAAUUGCAGUAUACAAUGUCGCUAAGGGUAUGGAGUCUGUCGAAGCAUUUACCGAGGAUAAUCUGCCCAGAUACUCAGGGGAAGAUUGGAGUUUGUUGUGUGAUGUCGAUAGAACAUUGGGAGAGGAUGAAUUCCAAGAAUUCGCCAGGGCCAUCAUGGAAUCGAAUGGCCUGAACGAUGAACUGAAGGAACAAGAUCUUGAGUUGAACAGCGAAUCCUUCCUUUCAGAUGGCUACUUCUCUGCGUGCUUCUCCCCUUCAGUUCUUCAGAAAUUGGAUCCACUCUGUUCCUCCAGGGUCAGCCUUUGCAGCCCCGGUGAUCUUCUGAGACUGAUCGAGCAUUUUUUCCUUGGCCCAGAUGGCGUAUGCAGUGGGCUUGAUCUCAGUUUAUUCCCAGAUAUCCCAUUCAAGAGUUAG
Messenger RNA from Spirodela intermedia, 4823 nucleotides. NCBI's taxonomy places the organism in Eukaryota, Viridiplantae, Streptophyta, Magnoliopsida, Alismatales, Araceae. The record is from the annotation of a GenBank genome assembly.